Molecule: messenger RNA, 1133 nt
Organism: Botrytis porri
Lineage: Eukaryota; Fungi; Ascomycota; Leotiomycetes; Helotiales; Sclerotiniaceae
Exons: 6
Coding region: 340-882 (180 amino acids)
Biological process (GO): protein folding; protein peptidyl-prolyl isomerization
Cellular component (GO): intracellular membrane-bounded organelle
Molecular function (GO): peptidyl-prolyl cis-trans isomerase activity
Source: RefSeq, a predicted model, not a curated record
ACACCUAGGUGACCAUCUAAUAACUGACCUUACUUACAUCAUCUAAAUCAUUCUCGAGAUUUUUGAUUCGAUAAGGAAUUCUUUAUCUCCUCACUAAUCAUCCGGCUUCUAAUUUGCCCACAACACUUCUAGAUCUAUUGUCAAUAAACCCUGUCAAAGAUUACACUUCCCGAUUGCCCUCCAAUACACGCACCGUAUUGAAUAACCUUACGCUUUCGACCUUUGCAUACCAUUCGAGAACGAACAUCCACGCUUGCAGUUGAACAAUCGGAGUUAACCAGAAAGAUUUCCUCUUUCGGCAUAUCUCAACACACCAAACACCCACACGUUCUUUAAAAUAUGCCACCAACUCAGUUACCCGCGUCGGGGAACCCUCUAGUCUUCUUUGAUAUCACCAUUGGAGGUGAGCCACUCGGUCGUAUCCAAUUUGAGCUCUUCGCCGAUGUAGUUCCCAAGACGGCCGAAAAUUUCCGUCAAUUCUGUACGGGGGAAACCAAAAAUCAUCUUGGUAGACCGCAAGGUUACAAAGGCAGUAAAUUCCAUCGAAUUAUUAAGGAUUUCAUGUGUCAGGGUGGUGAUUUCCUGAAUGGUGAUGGUACGGGUUCUACUUGUAUUUAUGGAUUGAGUAAAUUCGAUGAUGAGAACUUUACUCGUAAGCAUACGGAACCAGGACUUUUGUCUAUGGCGAAUGCUGGUCCAAAUACCAAUGGUUCUCAAUUCUUCAUAACCACAGUCCCAACUCCCUUCCUCGAUAAUAAACAUGUCGUCUUUGGUAAAGUAGUCGAUGGAAUGGACGUUGUUCGUAAAAUGGAAAACACUCGUACGAAUUCAAAGGAUGCUCCGCAAUUACCUGUCGUCAUUUCUCUAUGCGGAGAAAUGUAAAUAUGGAUUUGGAGAUAUGGGUUUAGAUGAAUUGUGGACGCAAUGGGAAAUGAGAGUGUGUGGAAGAAAGAUAGGGUUGCUCUAUGAUAGAGCGAGCUGAGAUGUCUUUUCCAGGAAGGACGAUAGAUGUCAAGGCUGAACUGGAAGUUUUAUAGCGUAGAGCAUUGAGAUAUUAUAUUGAGAUAGUGAAAGAUAGGAUAGAGAAUCUCAUGUUGUCUAUCUAUUAACAAUUCACGUUUUCUCACCUGUCG